CGCGGGGACAGAAAAUCUCGUUACAUAGUAUAUAUACUCCUAGCCCAGUUCCAUACGUUCUCAGUUCCAAGAACUCUGUGGUGUUCUUCUCCCCUAAAAAUAAAACUCUCUCUCUCUCUCUCUCUCUCUCUCUCUCUCUGGUGUUUCUUCCUUGGUUUUCUGUUUUCCCCUUUUCGUCUUCCCCUGUUUAUAUUCAUCGGUGUUCUCUUCUUUAAUAAGCCAUGGGAACUCAGGGUCCUGCUAAUUCCAAUUAUACCCCCAACAAUGCUGACUCACGGACAGCGAAAGAGAAGGCAAUCGACGAAUGGCUUCCAAUCACUUCUUCAAGGAACGCAAAAUGGUGGUACUCGGCUUUCCACAAUGUCACUGCCAUGGUUGGAGCUGGAGUUUUGGGUCUACCUUACGCCAUGGCAGAGCUAGGAUGGGGUCCUGGAGUAGCUGUGCUGGUUAUAUCAUGGGUUGUCACUUUGUACACAUUGUGGCAAAUGGUUGAGAUGCAUGAGAUGGUUCCUGGGAAGCGAUUCGACAGAUACCAUGAGCUGGGACAGUACGCGUUUGGCGAGAAGCUCGGUCUGUACAUUGUGGUGCCACAGCAACUCGUCGUCGAAGUGGGUGUGAACAUAGUCUACAUGGUGACUGGAGGGAAAUCACUCCAUAAAUUCCACGCGUUGGUGUGCAAUGACUGCAAAGACAUCAAGCUUACCUACUUCAUCGCGAUCUUUGCCUCUGCCCAUUUCGUGCUUUCCCAUCUUCCCAACUUCAACUCCAUCUCUGGUGUCUCUUUGGCUGCUGCAGUCAUGUCCUUAAGUUACUCUACUAUUGCUUGGGCUGCUUCAGCUAAUAAGGGUGUCCAACCGAAUGUUGAUUAUUCCUACAAAGCCACUACCACAAUUGGAAAAGUUUUCAACUUCUUUAGUGCCUUGGGGGAUGUGGCCUUUGCCUAUGCCGGUCACAACGUGGUUUUAGAGAUUCAAGCAACAAUCCCUUCCACGCCUGAGAAGCCUUCCAAGGGCCCUAUGUGGAAGGGAGUGAUUGUUGCCUACAUAGUUGUGGCCUUGUGCUACUUUCCUGUAGCCCUAAUCGGGUACUAUAUAUUUGGGAAUGAAGUUGACGACAAUAUCCUAAUCACACUGGAGAAACCCACCUGGCUUAUUGCGAUGGCCAACUUGUUUGUUGUUAUUCACGUCAUUGGAAGCUAUCAGAUUUAUGCAAUGCCGGUGUUUGAUAUGAUAGAAACUGUUCUCGUGAAGAAAAUGAAUUUCAGGCCCACCUGGUAUCUUCGCUUUAUCACACGAAAUAUAUACGUGGCAAUCACAAUGUUUAUCGGCAUGACCUUCCCUUUCUUUAGCGGCCUUCUAUCGUUCUUUGGAGGAUUUGCGUUUGCCCCGACCACAUACUUUCUGCCUUGCAUCAUGUGGCUUUCCAUCUAUAAACCGAAGAAGUUCAGCGCGUCUUGGUGUGCUAACUGGGUCUGCAUUAUACUCGGAGUUAUUUUGAUGAUUGUGUCUCCCAUUGGAGGGCUAAGGACUAUAAUUAUUCAAGCAAAGACAUAUAAAUUCUACUCUUAAGAGAAUGUUCUUGAGCCAAGAGGAAGUGGUCUAAAACCCC
Messenger RNA from Rhododendron vialii, 1608 nucleotides. Its product is annotated as lysine histidine transporter 1-like. The coding region runs from base 222 to 1568 and encodes 448 amino acids. Gene Ontology annotation, cellular component: plasma membrane. Lineage: Eukaryota; Viridiplantae; Streptophyta; Magnoliopsida; Ericales; Ericaceae. The transcript is spliced from 8 exons. The record is from RefSeq and is a predicted model, not a curated record.